Fukomys damarensis (Damara mole-rat) is the source of this 4174-nucleotide messenger RNA. RefSeq names its product Rho GTPase activating protein 11A (gene Arhgap11a). The coding region runs from base 493 to 3483 and encodes 996 amino acids. The record is from RefSeq and is a predicted model, not a curated record. The transcript is spliced from 12 exons. NCBI's taxonomy places the organism in Eukaryota, Metazoa, Chordata, Mammalia, Rodentia, Bathyergidae. Gene Ontology annotation, biological process: signal transduction.
GGCGCGGGGCCGAGAGACUCAGGUCCAGCUGCGCCUGCCGGGCGUGUGGGCACGAAGCAGGGAUCGUCUUUUCCUUUCAGAGAGAGAGCUGGAGCGGGCAAAGUGGGGUUUGAAGGAAGGGAUCCCUGGAAGUGUUCGGAAUUGGUGAGAGGCUGGUAGCAGGCGUUAGCGCGAGGAACCGGAAGAAUCAGGGAGGAAAAGGGACGUCUGGGUAAGCAGCUGAAGGUGUUAAGUGAGGAAAAGAAGGUUGGUGUAAGUGAAAGAGUGAGGCGCGGCUGGAUCGCAGGGUCCGGAGAAGAGGGUGUGUGUAAGUGCGCAGAGGGUGGAGGUAAAACCCUAAAAGUUACUGGGGCCCGGGGCGGAGCAGUGCCAGGCCUGACUGGAAGGCAGAGGAGCGGAGCUCUAACCCGAGAGUGUUGGGGAAUUGGAAGACGGUGGCGAACGAGAAUCAGGACCCGGAUCUUGUCCCGGAGAGGGGUUGACGCGUCCGGCAUGUGGGAUAAGAGGCUGGUUAGACUGGCGUUGUUGCAGCACCUUCGGGCUGUCUAUGGCAUUAAGGUCAAGGGUGGCCGUGGGCAGUGCGAUCGCAGGAAACGUGAAGCAGCAGCUACGGAAAUAGGGGGUAAAAUAUUUGGAGUACCUUUUAAUGCAUUGCCCAAUUCUGUAGUGCCAGAAUAUGGACACAUUCCAAGCUUUCUUGUGGAUGCUUGCACAGCUUUAGAAGAGCAUAUUCAUACCGAGGGGCUUUUUAGGAAAUCAGGAUCUGUUAUUCGCUUAAGGGCACUAAAGAAUAAACUGGAUAAUGGUGAAGGUGGCCUGUCUUCUGCCCUUCCUUGUGACAUUGCAGGGCUUCUGAAGCAGUUCUUCAGGGAACUGCCAGAGCCCAUUCUCUCAGCUGAUCUGCAUGAAGCACUUUUCAAAGCUCAACAGUUAGGAUCUGAGGAGAAGAACACAGCAACAUUGUUACUUUCCUGCCUUAUGGCUGAUCAUACAGUUGAUAUAUUAAGAUAUUUCUUUAACUUUCUCAGGAAUGUUUCUCUUAGGUCCAGUAAGAAUAAGAUGGAUAGCAGCAAUCUUGCAGUAAUAUUUGCACCAAAUCUUCUUCACACAAGUGAAGGACAGGAAAAGAUGUCUACUAACACAGAAAGAAAGCUACGAAUACAGGCUGCAGUAAUACAGACUCUUAUAGAUUGUGCCUCAGAUAUUGGACGUGUACCAGAUUUUAUCCUGGAAAAGAUACCGGCUAUGUUGGGUGUUGAUGGUCUCUGUGCUACUCCAUCAUUGGAAGGCUUCGAAGAAGGUGAACAUGAAACCCCCAGUGAAUGUAAGAGAAAGCGAAGACAAAGUGUUGGAGAUUUUGUUAAUGGAGCACUAAAUAAACUUAAAUCUAACAGAACACCCUCUAUUACACCUCAACACGAUGGAACUGCCCAGCUCUCUGUCUCCCCAAUGAUUCUUACACCAAAUGCCAAGCGUAAACUACCAGUGGAUUCUUUUCAUGGUUUCUCAAGUAAGAAAAGGAAGUCCAUCAAGCACAGUUUUAACUUUGAGCUAUUGCCAAGUAAUCUCUUCAGUAGCAGUUUGACACCAGUUUCAGUUCAGUGUGAUACAAGUCCAGAAUGCUCAUCCCAGAGUUCACUCUCUCCUGUCGCCGUCAGUGGAAACCAUUUGAUCAAUGAAGGUGUGCUAAGGCGGAGUAAAAGAAUUGCUGGCAAAAAAGUUUGCAGGGCAGAAUCCGGAAAAGCAGGCUGCUUCUCUCCUAAAAUCAGUCGUAAAGAAAAAGUUCGAAGAUCUCUUCGCUUGAAAUUUAGUCUGGGGAAAAAUAGAGACACGAAUGGAUGUUCUGGUGUAAAUAGAUAUGAAACUGUUGGUCGGAGACUUGCAAGUCAAGCAGGUUUAAAAAACAGGAUUGAAUCCGUAAAAACAGGAUUGCAUUUUAGCCCAGAUAUUGCUGAAAGAUUACCAAAGAAAGGUUCAGUGAAGAUCAGGAAGUCUGAGGAAAACUUAGUAACUCCAGAGCGACUAUAUGGAAGAAGUUACCAGAUGUCUUGGACACGACUAAGCAAUUCAAGUUUUCAAGAAAUGGAUGCAAAUGAAGCUUCUCCAAGAAUGGGAAAUGCUGAGGUGCAAAACUUUUCUUUGGAACCUGAAAUUACAAUUGAGAAGUCACCUGGUGAAUCCUGUGAACUCACCCCUUCUGUUUCACACAGUGAAACCAAUAGCGAUGUAACAGAAAGCUCCCUCAGCGGGGAUGAACAUAACCUGACUUCAGAGACUUUGGAGAAGAUUCAGAAAGCUUUUUCUGAGUCUGGGAAUAAUCUUCAUGCAUUGUUAAGUCACAGGCAACCAAUAAUGAGUGUGGAAAAAGAAAAAAUAAGUGAAACAUCUUAUGGAGAAUGUAAGUCAGAGGAAAAUCUACUUGAUACUAAUGAUUUGACUGUGACAGAGUCAGAGGAAAAUUAUGAAAACUAUGCCAUUAAAGAUGAAAGUUGUUUUUCAGAAAGAGCCUUCUCAUCACAUCAAACUCAAAAGUUUGGUGGAGAAACAACUGUAAAAUGUUCCUCUACUCAGAUGAAGGUAGAACAUCACAAAGACAUUCAUUCAGAUAUACGAGGAGAUAAUUUAGUACAGCAAGAAUUCCCUGUUGGUGAACAGAUUAAGGAAGAGCAGUCCCCAAAAGAUAAACAAAAUAGUCAGUCAAAGGAGAAUGAGAAUAGGUUUGAAGAGAACUCAGUGAAGUGUGCGGCUCCUGGGGAGGACGAGGCUAAACUCUCUUCCUCUCAGCAGAGCACAUGUGAUAUAACAAACCUGUCAAAACCCAGGCCUGUGAGAAUUGCUAAGCAGCAGUCACUGGUGGAAACACACAAUAAAACGGUUUCUGAAAGUGUACACACAACAGAGCACGGGAAGGUUUCAGAUCACAUACAGUGGUUUAAUCAGCUUUCAUUAAAUGAAUCACAUAGAACGAAAACAAAGUCCCCUCUGAAAUUUCAGCGUACCCCUGUCCGUCAGUCUGUUAGAAGAAUUAAUUCUUUGUUGGAGUAUAGCAGACAACCUGCAAGGCAGAAGUUGAUGUAUCGUGGUGAUGCUGCUUCUCCUCUUGUUAAAUCAGUGAGCUGCGACAGUGCUCUUCCCUCUUGUGCAGGAAGUACAUCAAGAGAAUCCUCUGUUUUAGGUGCCAAAUUAGGUCCUCAAGAACAGACAUCUGUAACAAUGAAGAGACACCCAGGUUCUUUUGGGUCUACUAAAGUUUGUAAGCAGGAGGUGAUACCUGAUGGUCAAGUUAAGGUUCCCUUGGUGGACCUGACCAAUCAUGAUAUAUUAAGGUCUGUUGUGAAUAAUGAUAUGAGCUUUUCUCCUGGGAUGAUGAGCAGGGUCCUUAGGAAGCCAUCAGAAAGAGAAAGGGCUUGGUACAAAGGUUCUCCAAAAAAUCCUAUUGCAAAGGCUCAACUACUACCAACAAGUAAACCCGUAGAUCUGUAAUUGGCAAAUGUUGUACUUAUCACGAAUGUAAAUAAAAUUAGUAAUUGAUGCAAUUUGCAGAUCAUGUAUGUGUUAGCUUGUGGCGCAGGAUGAUUACUAGGCAGUGGGUUUUCUCUGAAACAUUUUCAUUUCACUGCACGUUAUUACUUUAUUUUUCUUAAUUAUGGCAGUAUUUAAAAUUUUUUAUAAUCUCUUAAAGCAGAGGUUACACUUUAACUUUUUAGAGAAGUUGUUGGCUGGAUUUAUAAAAAGAUUUUUUUUUUACUUGCAUGGUUUUUAUUUUGUAUAUAUGAGGAAAAGUGAAGCCAGUUUUAUCUAUUGUCAUUUCUGCAAGUCAUGAAGGUUUCUUAGAAAACCUCGUGUGUAAAGGGAAAGAGGCCCUGCAGAUCUUGUCUUGAUUAUAUUAAUGUUCACUGUUUUUACCAAACUCCUUAGAAACUAAGUUGCUGUAAUAGUCUCCUAGUACUUUAUUCUUAUUUGAGGCAGAACAGUUCGGUAGGCAUCUCCUGUAUGCGUACAGUGUGUUCACUUGAGCUAAACAUAGCUAAAGCAGAAUGAUCAUGGAAAUGUGCUCCUGACUUAAUGAUGUAGAAGUAAGUGAUUACUUUUAAGCCAUGCUGUGUUCUUAAAGGUGAUUUGCACAAAUACAUGUGUUUGUGUUUUGUCCAGUAUAGAAGUUAAAUUAUUUAAG